AGUAAUCACUCUCCCUGCCCUGACUGACUUGUAGCUCCACAUUGUUUCAUUGUCAUUAUUUGUCAGCAAACACACUUGAUACAAAGUGGGGAAAACUGUCAUUUUUCGUUGACAUGGAUGUCAACGAAAAGGCAGAUUGUUUUUCUUUUUCUCUGAACAAGCAGCCAUCAAAUUGUGAGGGCAAGUGUGCAAACACAGAGUUGUACUUUGGAGCUAUGGCCCAAAGUGUUUCUGUUGGAUUUACGCUAAAAGUUAGGAUGGCACGAGCUUUUCUGUCUUUGCUGCUUUUGGACUUUCACCUUGGCUCCGCAGCCCCAAACACUGUGCUCCUCUCUGAGAAGACAGCUGACAGCUUCCUCAGGAGACACAAACGGGGGAACACUGGGAUUUUCGAGGAGUUCCUGCAGGGAAACUUAGAAAGAGAAUGUAUGGAAGAGAAAUGUAACCUGGAAGAAGCCAGGGAGAUAUUUGAGAACGAUGAAAAGACUAUGGCAUUUUGGUCAAGAUAUGCAGAUGGCAAUCAGUGUGAGUCCAGCCCAUGUCUGAACCAGGGGUCAUGCAAAGACCAUAUGGGCUACUACAUCUGCACAUGUGUGUCUGGCUUCACUGGCACCAACUGUGAGAUUGUCUUACAAAAAAGAUGCGACGUAAACAAUGGAGACUGCAAGCAUUUCUGUGGCACGAUAGGAACAUUUGGGGCAAAAUGCUUCUGCGCGACAGGAUACGAGUUGAUGUCGGAUGGGGUCAGCUGUGAAGCAACAGUUGAAUUCCCCUGUGGGAAAACUGGACUAACCAUUGCGAAGCCAGUCGUCAGGUCUUUCUACAACCCCGGGCUUCCAGACCAUCUGAACGCCACGUCUCCUACCAACACGACGCCCACAGCAGCAGCAGCAGAGCCAGAUCUGGAUUCGUAUGACUAUGAUGACUUUGGUCAGAAUCAGUCUCUUAGUGAUGUGCUUUCAGGGGAAUCCAAUCACUCUGAAAACACCUCUGCGGAGUCACAAACACCUUUCAAACGUAUAGUUGGUGGGAGGUCAGUCGCUCCAGGAGAGAUUCCCUGGCAGGUCGGACUGAUAGCGAAACCCAGUGGUCGGUUAUUCUGUGGGGGCUCCAUCCUCUCGGAGCGCUGGGUCAUCACUGCUGCUCAUUGUCUGAGGGAGGCGGCCGGCUCCUUCUCGGUCAGAGUGGGGGAACAUAACACUGAAAUCACGGAGGGCCGAGAGAAAGACUACGAGGUGUUGGAGGAACAACCACACCCACGCUACAACGCAACCUUAAACAUAUACAACCACGACAUUGCCUUGCUCUACCUCAAAGAGCCCAUCAGCUUCUCAGCAACAGUCCGGCCGAUCUGCAUCGGGCCCAUGGCUUUCAUCGAGGACUUGGUGAAGCAACCCUCCCCGGCUACGGUGAGCGGCUGGGGCCGCACUCGCUUCAUGGGGAUCACGUCCAACAUUCUGCAGAAGGUCGAGGUUCCCCUCGUAGAUCAGACUGAGUGUAAGAAAAGCAGCAACGAAAGGAUCACUCCUGUCAUGUUCUGCGCCGGAUUCUACGACGUGGCCAAAGAUGCCUGCCAGGGCGACAGCGGAGGUCCUCACGCAAAAAGCUACCGAGACACUUGGUUCCUGACGGGGAUUGUGAGUUGGGGGGAGGAAUGUGCAAAAGAAGGGAAGUACGGCGUGUACACCCGGGUUUCUGUUUACUACAGCUGGAUAAAGUACGCGAUGAGUGUAACUAAACGCAGGCUGGCUAUGGAUGUGGAAUACCCAGACUCAUGACUGUGCAUGGAUGUUGAUGUACAGCACAGGCCACAUUAUUGGCACAUCAAUUAGCAAAUCACCUUAAAAUAAAUCAAUCUUGCAUUACAGUAGCAUAGGAUGACACUGAAAAAAAAAUGGAAGAAUCCAACCUAAAUUUCUUUCAGUGAGACAAAAGUACAAGACGAACCAUUUUCAUAACUUUGCUGUUAAUACCAUACAAAAAAAAAAUCUUUGUGCAAUACGAAAAGCACUUAAGUCGUAUCCUAAAAUGUUUUUGGAUUCUUUUUUAUACUCUCUCUUUACAUCAUGUGUCUAACUCGAGUCCUCAACUUCUAAUGUCCUGCAUCGUUUUGAAUCCAAAGGCUGGGUUACAAGCAGACCUUGGAAGGACCUGAUUGGUGAACAGGAUGGUGGUCGUCAAGGUGUGGAGUUUGACCUCUAUGCUUUAAUAUUCUACAGUCCUCUCUUUAGGUCACAUCUCAGGGUUUGUAGCAGAUUCUGGACUGAGACGGUCUCACAGCAGAAGGUCAAUCACUUCUGUUGUGUGUUUUGGAGUAAGGACUCAAUAAUGAUGCUUCUUAAAGCAGUUUGUGAUGCCAAUGACAUGAACUCUAAACGGUUCCCACAGAAUGUGGAUGAAAAAGAGGCCCAGUGCAUUACAGAUCCUCCACCGUACUUUAUAACUGUAAUUGUCAUGCGCUUCACUCCACACCAGGGAUCUGCUACAGAAGAAACUAUUUACAAAACUUUUAACAUUUUUCUUUAUUUGAAAAUGUCGUUUCUUUAAUAAUAGUUUUUAUUAGAUAUUUAAAAUAUCUCAUAUGACAUUUGCAGCCCUGACUGAGCCUUAUUUACCUUUAUGAAGCCAUAACUGGCUCUUUGGAGUGUAAAAGUUGCAGAUCCUUGUCGUACACCCAUCUGAAGUGUUUGUUGCCAAAAAACUCAAAAAUAAACAUGUUUCCAAUUAAAGUUUACAUUCAUAACAGUGAGAAAGGGAAGUUUGUUUUUUUCUGUCUGUCCCAAUCAACCAGUUGAGUUCGUGGCCUCAAGGCGUUUUUUUUUUUUCUACAGUUCUCUAACAUCUAUAAGGACAAAAACAUGAGGAAGAUUUAGAAUAAAUAAACUGCGAUAACUAAAUAUAUUCUUUAUACAAUAGCAACGCAGCAAGAGCAUCAAACAGAAGCCAGCAGCCAACUGAACCUUUCAAGGCCAAAGCUUCAGAUACUUUACAAUUUAAAAAACAUCCAGGAUAGAUUUAUUAUUUACAUGUUUUUUUCUGAAACAAGAAUACAGACAUAUUAGUUUACAUUCACUGUGUUAACAAUGAAAUUCGGCUACCCUAAAAACUGUUAUUGCAGUGUAUAUGUUAAUAUUAUUAGAUUACUUUUAAAAGAACCAAAGACAUUUUAAAAAAACAAAAUUAAAUCAAAUGUCCAACUGCCAUGCAUUUUCAGUAUAAAAACAAAAUGUUCAGCAACAAGCGUAUGUUACAUGGCUCAGCAGGAUUCAAGCAACUUUUUUGCCUUCUGUAGCGACAUCUGUGCAAAUUGUGCAGCAUUUUGGAU
This is a messenger RNA of Poecilia latipinna (sailfin molly), 3325 nucleotides long. RefSeq names its product coagulation factor IXa (gene f9a). The record is from RefSeq and is a predicted model, not a curated record. Gene Ontology annotation, cellular component: extracellular region. The transcript is spliced from 8 exons. Bases 114 to 1778 code for a protein of 554 amino acids. Gene Ontology annotation, biological process: proteolysis. Gene Ontology annotation, molecular function: calcium ion binding; serine-type endopeptidase activity. Lineage: Eukaryota; Metazoa; Chordata; Actinopteri; Cyprinodontiformes; Poeciliidae.